GUACUAACCCUUUUCAGCACCUCAAAUCCCCACAGUGGAUGUUCGGAAACGGACUAUACUCGUGCCACAAUACUCAUAGAGGAAUUAAACAUACCUCCCCAGCUGGGCGGGUCCAUUAUCACUAAUCAUCAGUCUUACCUCUCGAUACAAUUUCGAACCUAAACAACUAUUCACUGAGAGAAAAAUGGCACCCCAUGCGACUGGUCCAGCUCCCGAGCUUGGGCCGUACACCGCACCCCAGCCACCGGUCCAUCCAACCGCAGAAAGGAGGGACACCGUCGUCCUCGUCGACUCGGACCGUACUACUUACACCGAGGAGCACAUCACUGCCAAGUUCACGUACCGUGGUGCGCAAGUGACGCGGGAGGGCGGGGACAUCAAGGUCACGCCUACCAAGGAGGAGUUUGAAUUCCGCACUAAGAGGAAGGUGCCCAAGCUCGGAAUCAUGAUCAUCGGGUUGGGUGGGAACAACGGGUCGACGUUCACGGCCACCAUCCUCGCGAACAAGAACCACGUUACGUGGUACACGAAGGAGGGGAUCCAAGUACCCGACUAUGUCGGAAGUGUCCUGCGUGCAUCAACGGUGCGCCUCGGCACAGAUCCCGGGACAGGGAAGGACUUUCACCUCCCGGUGUGCGACCUUCUCCCCAUGGUGCACCCGAAUGACAUCACCAUCGGUGGGUGGGACAUCUCCAGCCUCCCUCUGGACGAAGCCAUGCGCCGGGCUGAGGUGCUGCCCUACGAUCUGCAACGUCAGCUCGUCCCGCUCAUGCGGGGGAUCAAGCCUCUACCGAGUGUCUAUUACCCGAGCUUCAUCGCCGCUAACCAGGGCGAGAGGGCGGACAACGUCAUUCCCGGCUUGAGCAAGCGUGAUCACCUCGACCACCUCCGCAAAGACAUCCGCGAGUUCAAGGUGGCGAAUAACCUCGACCAGGUCAUCGUCUUCUGGUCCGCUAACACCGAGCGGUACAGCGCUAUCAUCCCCGGUGUGAACGAUACGAAGGAAGCCCUGCUCGCAAGCAUCGACGCCAGCCACCCGGAAGUGUCGCCCUCGACGCUCUUCGGCGUCGCCGCCGUGCUCGAAGGUGUGCCGUACAUCAACGGAGCGCCGCAGAACACCUUCGUUCCGGGACUGAUCCAGCUUGCUGAGUCCCGCCGCGCGUUCAUAGCAGGCGACGACCUCAAGUCGGGGCAGACGAAGAUGAAGUCCGUGUUAGCAGAGUUCCUCGUCAACGCGGGUAUCAAGCCUCUUUCCAUCGCGAGCUACAACCACCUGGGCAAUAACGACGGGUACAAUCUCUCGGCCGAACCCCAGUUCAAGAGCAAGGAGAUCUCCAAGUCCUCCGUGGUGGACGAUAUGGUCGCUGCUAACCACCUCCUCUACAAGCCCGCUGCGCAGAUGGCCAAGGAGUCCGGUGAUCCUAAGGCGAAGCCAGAACACCCAGACCACAUAAUCGUCAUCAAGUACGUGCCCGCGGUGGGAGACUCCAAGCGCGCACUGGACGAGUACUACUCUCGGAUCCUCAUGGGCGGAAGGAGCACGAUCAGCAUCAUGAACGAGUGCGAGGACUCGUUGCUCGCGACGCCGCUUAUCAUGGACUUGUGCUUGCUGGCGGAGCUUCUGACGAGGGUACAGUACCGCACUACGCCAGAGGAGGAGUUCAUGCCGCUGUAUAGCGUGCUCUCCCUCCUGAGCUAUAUGCUGAAGGCGCCGCUUGUCAAGCCCGGCACUGAAGUCGUCAACGCCCUCUCAAGACAGCGGUCGGCGCUGGAACAGUUCCUCAAGGCCUGCCUAGGGCUGGACAACUCCGGUGACCUGUUGCUCGAAACUAGGACCUGGUAACCGGGUUGACGCACCGAGUCUCCAAAUACCAAAGUAUAGAUCAUGUUUAUUAAGAAUUCGCGUCCUGCAGCUGUUUGAAUGAGAAAACCCCUGAAAAC
Messenger RNA from Dacryopinax primogenitus, 1941 nucleotides. Its product is annotated as Myo-inositol-1-phosphate synthase. The record is from RefSeq and is a predicted model, not a curated record. Gene Ontology annotation, biological process: phospholipid biosynthetic process; inositol biosynthetic process. NCBI's taxonomy places the organism in Eukaryota, Fungi, Basidiomycota, Dacrymycetes, Dacrymycetales, Dacrymycetaceae. Bases 185 to 1843 code for a protein of 552 amino acids. Gene Ontology annotation, cellular component: cytoplasm. The transcript has 3 exons. Gene Ontology annotation, molecular function: inositol-3-phosphate synthase activity.